Molecule: messenger RNA, 468 nt
Organism: Lycium ferocissimum
Lineage: Eukaryota; Viridiplantae; Streptophyta; Magnoliopsida; Solanales; Solanaceae
Exons: 1
Coding region: 1-468 (155 amino acids)
Source: RefSeq, a predicted model, not a curated record
AUGGAUUCCAAAGGACCUAUCAUUAACCACCUUGCUUAUGCUGAUGACAUUGUUAUUUUUUGUGGAGGUAACAAUAAGUCUAUUAAGCUUAUUAUGCAUCAAAUCAGGAGAUAUGAGAAGGCUUCUGGACAAAAAGUUAACAACAACAAAAGCUUCUUUAUCACUGCUCCUAACACUUCUGUUUACAGGAUUAAUAGGAUGAGAAAUAUUUCUGGCUUUAUUGAUAAACCUUUCCCUUUCACUUAUCUUGGUUGUCCUAUCUACUUUGGGAGGAAGAAUGCUACUCUCUUUGAUGGCAUGCUUUUUAAAAUUGUUAAGAGACUAAAUGGAUGGCAAGGGAAAAUGCUUUCUCAUGGGGGAAAAAUUACUCUCAUCAAGCAUGUGCUCCAAUCUCUCCCUGUUUACAUUAUGUCUCUGUAUGAAUCCUCCCAAGGGAGUUCUAAAGCUUAUGGAGAAACAUUUUGCUAA